Fusarium sp. VM40 is the source of this 558-nucleotide messenger RNA. Lineage: Eukaryota; Fungi; Ascomycota; Sordariomycetes; Hypocreales; Nectriaceae. The record is from the annotation of a GenBank genome assembly.
AUGACUACGUAUAUUCCUGCGCUCACCUUGCCGGACUCGGUUUUCCUCAAGCCGGCUCUGUCCGUCUUGCUACCUAUCGGCUUGGGCACGGCUGUUGGCUUCAGCGCUACCCAGACCCAAAAGACGUAUCUUGCACUCAAGAAGCCCUCCGUUCAGCCGCCACCAUGGCUGUUUGGUCCUGUCUGGACUGUUCUCUACGGUGUCAUGGGUUAUGCCGCGUACCGAGUUGCUAACAUCGGCCUUUCCCCCUUCUCAUCUCCUGAGACUAUCGUCAACACCCGGCAGGCAAUGACUCUUUACUCUAUCCAACUCGGCCUUAACCUUAUCUGGACCCCUCUUUUCUUCGGCCUGUAUCGUCCCAUUGAGGCCUCGGUUGAUAUUGUAACCUUGCUGGGCGUCAACUGCUAUCUCACUUACCUCUACAGCUCCAUUGACUCCGUUGCCGCCUGGUGUCAGGUUCCCUACCUCGGCUGGCUCACCUUCGCUACCUACCUAUGCACCAGCAUUGGCCACUUGAACAACUGGGACUUGUCCGCUAAGGAGGUCAAGAAGCAGUAA